AUGUCCUCCUCACUGCUCGUGCUGUACGAAUCGCUCUUUCCCCUCCACGUCGCGCAGUUCUUUGUUCGCUAUGCCACCAAGAAAGAAUACGUCGGCGAACAGCGCUACGAAAUAAUGCGCCACCCCAAUGUCGGGCGGCGCCUCCAGCACGCGAAUGGCUUCCUGCAGGCCCAUGAUACCAUCGAGCAAAGUUUUGCUGCAUGCCAGCAUGCGAUGGAGGUGCUGAUGAAGAUCAGUCCGAACUUAUAUGCAGAGGCGAGCAAGGAGGAGGACCUGUGUGUGUGGACGAGGAAGGAGACAGAUUUUGCAAAGACAUUAAGGAUCUCAGAGAGGAAGACGUUAGAGGCGAGGGUGAGGGGACUGUUUCCCAGAGAGUUGCGUAUACCGACGGACACGCAGUCACGGGAUGGCUGA
Molecule: messenger RNA, 414 nt
Organism: Laetiporus sulphureus 93-53
Lineage: Eukaryota; Fungi; Basidiomycota; Agaricomycetes; Polyporales; Laetiporaceae
Exons: 3
Coding region: 1-414 (137 amino acids)
Source: RefSeq, a predicted model, not a curated record